This is a messenger RNA of Ictalurus furcatus (blue catfish), 1310 nucleotides long. Its product is annotated as calcium-binding protein P-like. The transcript is spliced from 5 exons. Lineage: Eukaryota; Metazoa; Chordata; Actinopteri; Siluriformes; Ictaluridae. Bases 126 to 1310 code for a protein of 394 amino acids. The record is from RefSeq and is a predicted model, not a curated record.
UGUCCUUCCUUUUAAAACAGGACUGCACUCUGUUCAGUUUGAACUAGAAAGCAAAAUGAUGCUCUGUGGCACAGAAUAAAACUUUGCUUUCCUUAGGUGAGGAGGGCCUAGUACCACUAUCACAAAUGCCGUCCCACUGUGGCGUUUUGUUGAGGAGGGCACACAGAGACGUUGCACUCACUGCCAAGUACGCUGGCUGUAAUGUUGCACAGCAGGGGAAUAGCUACAUCCUGCCGUUACGGGUUUCGGGAGUUGCUGUGAAGAUGGUCUGUCCUGUGGCUUGUCCUCUCACUGUCUCCUGUAGCCCUUCAGCUAUGGUUGUCAAUCUUGGUGUGUCUACAGCUGCUGUCAGGCUGAAGGUGAAUGGUGUAUGGCAACCUGUGUACCAAGCUUCCACCUGUGGCUUUACCUUGGAAGUUGUGGGAGGUGGACUGACCCUCACUGCACCAUAUGCGAGCAACUGCUGGCAAUUUGAGGGUGCCAAGAUGCUUUUGUCUGUGCAAUACAUGGAUAGGGAGUUGACCUUGUCCUGCCCAGCUGUUCAGCCCCCAGCUACUACUCCUUUACCUGCUCACACGGAUCCUGAAGCUUCCACAGAUGCCCAUAUGACUACCUUGGCUACUACGGUUGCACCAGCUAGUGCUGAUCAGUUGCCUUUCUAUCCUUGGUUACGUGGACUGUAUUAUCCUUAUGGUUAUGGAAUGCCAUGGAACUUCCAAAAUGGCCAUCUGGGAACUCCCCCAGUUACCCAGACCACCACAACUACUUCAGCUGCUGCUACAACUACUCCAGCUGCCACAGUUGCACCAACUAGUGCUGGUCAGCUGCCUUUGUAUCCUUGGUUAUCUGGAGUGUAUAAUCCUUAUGUUUAUGGUAUGCCAUGGCGUUUUCAAUAUAGCCAGCCUGGAACUCCCCCAGUUACCCAGACCACCACAACUACUCCAGCUGCCACAGUUGCACCAGCUAGUGCUGAUCAGCUGCCUUUCUAUCCUUGGUUAUCUGGAAUGUAUUAUCCUAGUGGUUAUGGAAUGCCAUGGAAUUUCCAAUAUGGUCAUCCUGCAACUCCCCCAGUUACCCAGACCACCACAACUACUCCAGCUGCCACAGUUGCACCAGCCAGUGCUGAUCAGCCGCUUUUGUAUCCUUGGUUACCUGGAAUGUAUAAGCCUUAUGUCCCUAUGGGUUCACCUGGUGUUCCAGUGUCUGCCCCUAACAGUGGGGUUAAACGGCAGAUGUACCAAAUGCCCUGGAUGAAUGCCUUUCCCCAAGUACCUGGCUUGAAAUCAAAUGCCAGGCUCUCCAGUGGUUAA